AUGUCUUACAACGACAACUACGAUCCAAACCAAAACCACCAGGGCUACUACGACCAAGGUUACUACGACCAAGGUGCGUACGACCAACAAGGUGUGCCUCCGCAAGGCCAGCCAGGCCAACCGGGCCAACCGGGCCAGCAACCCCAAGGCGGUUACUACGAACCCCAAGACGGCUACUACGACGAGUCGCAACAAAACCAGGGCUACGACCAGUACAACAAUGAGGGCUACUACCCGCAGGGCGGCAACGCCGGCUACGACCAGUACUCCACCGACGUGAACCAACAGAACGCAGGUGGCUACUACGACCAGCCAGGCCACAACGACCCAGAGUCCUACUCAGAUUUCAGCUACGGCCCUGGUAACGUCCCCGGCACCCCUUACGAUGGUGCCUACGGCGCAAACUAUACCCCAUCACAAAUGAGUUACGGCGAUCCUCGUUCCUCCGGUGCCUCCACUCCAUACUACGGCGCAGGCAUGUACGACCAGGGCAUGAUCGCUCUUCCUUCAGACCCUUACCCUGCAUGGACUGCAGACAACCAAGCCCCAGUCACGAUAGAACAGAUCGAAGACGUCUUCAUCGACCUAUCCAACAAGUUCGGUUUUCAAAGAGAUUCCAUGAGAAACAUGUUUGACUACUUCAUGGUCCUCUUGGAUUCUAGAUCGUCCAGAAUGACUCCGGCCCAAGCCUUGCUCUCCUUACACGCAGACUACAUCGGAGGUGAUACCGCCAACUACAAGAAGUGGUAUUUUGCCUGCCAGAUGGAUUUGGACGACAGAGUUGGUUUCAGCAAUAUUGAUUUGGGUAAAAUCAAGAAGUCCAAGAAGAAGUCCAAGAAGAGCAUUUUCAAGUUGAAGAAAGGCAAGAAGGGCGAAGAACAACUCCCAGAAGAAGAAAAUCCCGAUCAGAUUUUGUCCGAAAUUGAGGGUGAUAACUCUUUACAAGCCGGCGACUACAGAUGGAAAGCUCAAAUGAACCAAUACACGGCAAUAGAGAGAGUCCAGCAGAUCGCUCUUUGGCUUUUGAUUUGGGGUGAAGCUAACCAAGUCAGAUUCACCUCCGAAUGUCUUUGUUUCAUCUAUAAGUGUGCCUUUGACUACCUCAAAUCGGACGCUUGCCAAAACAGAGUCGACCCUAUCCCUGAAGGUGAUUAUCUUAACAGAGUCAUCACACCCCUUUACCACUAUUUGAGAGAUCAAGUCUAUGAAAUUGUCAACGGUCGUUUUGUCAAACGUGAAAAGGACCACAACAAAGUGGUCGGUUAUGAUGAUGUUAACCAAUUGUUCUGGUACCCUCAAGGUCUUGCCAGAAUGUAUGUUGGUGAAACUAGAUUGAUCGAUUUGCCUCAGGAAGAGAGAUAUUUGCAAUUAGGUGAAAUAGAUUGGACUUCAACAUUUGUGAAAACCUAUAAGGAAGUUAGAACUUGGUUACACGUUAUCACCAACUUCAACCGUAUCUGGGUUUUCCACAUCUCAAUCUACUGGAUGUAUUGUGCAUACAACUCUCCAACCUUGUAUACCCACAACUAUGUCCAAGUGUUAAACAACCAGCCAUUGCCUUCUUCAAGAUGGGCCGCAUGUGCCUUAGGUGGUGCUGUCGCUUCCGGUAUCAACAUUUUAGCAACCCUCUUCGAAUGGAUGUUUGUUCCAAGAUCUUGGCCUGGUGCUCAGCAUCUAUCAAGAAGAUUGUUGUUCCUAUGCAUUUUGUUUGGUGUUAAUAUUGGUCCAAUCAUUUUUGUCUUUGCAUAUGCUGGUUUGGUUACGAAAUCUACUGCUGCUUAUGCUGUCUCCGUCGUUAUGUUCUUCUUUGCUGUCGCCACAGUCUGUUAUUUGACAAUCAUGCCUCUAGGUGGAUUAUUCACCUCUUACAUGAAGGGUAAUUCUAGAAGAUAUCUACCACAGCAGACUUUCACUGCAUCAUUUGCAGGAUUGUCUGGUAUCGAUAGAUACCUAUCCUAUUUGGUCUGGAUUACUGUUUUCGCCGCCAAAUUCUCAGAAUCUUACUACUUUUUGAUUCUUUCUAUCAGAGAUCCAAUUAGAAAUUUGUCUACCAUGGACAUGAGAUGUCAUGGUGAACAAUGGUGGGGUGACAAGCUCUGUAAGCAACAAGCUAAGAUCACCUUGGGUCUGAUGUACGCAACAGAUAUGAUUUUGUUCUUCUUGGACACUUACAUGUGGUACAUUUUGGUCAACACCAUUUUCUCCGUGGGUAGAUCUUUUUACUUGGGUAUCUCCAUUUUAACUCCAUGGAGAAACAUCUUUUCAAGACUGCCUAAGAGAAUUUAUUCGAAGGUCUUAGCUACAACCGAUAUGGAAAUUAAGUAUAAGCCAAAGGUUUUGAUUUCUCAAGUUUGGAAUGCAAUUGUCAUCUCUAUGUACAGAGAACAUUUGUUGGCCAUUGAUCACGUUCAAAAAUUAUUGUACCAUCAAGUUCCUUCUGAAGUCGAAGGUAAGCGUACUUUAAGAGCACCAACUUUCUUUGUUUCUCAGGAUGAUAACAAUUUUGAAACUGAGUUUUUCCCUAAGGAUUCUGAAGCUGAAAGACGUAUUUCUUUCUUUGCCCAAUCCUUAGCUACUCCUAUUCCAGAGCCUUUACCUGUUGAUAACAUGCCUACUUUCACCGUUUUCACUCCUCAUUAUUCCGAAAAGAUCUUGCUUUCCCUAAGAGAGAUUAUUAGGGAAGAUGACCAGUUCUCCAGAGUUACAUUGUUGGAAUACUUGAAGCAAUUGCAUCCUGUUGAAUGGGAAUGUUUUGUUAAGGAUACUAAAAUUUUAGCUGAAGAAACCGUUGCUUUCGAAAAUGAAAAGGAUGACGACGUCAAGCAAGAAAUUGAUGAUUUACCAUUCUACUGUAUUGGUUUCAAGUCUGCUGCACCUGAAUAUACUUUAAGAACAAGAAUCUGGGCUUCUCUUAGAUCUCAAACUCUUUACAGAACUGUUUCGGGUUUUAUGAAUUAUGCUAGAGCAAUCAAGUUGUUAUACCGUGUUGAAAAUCCUGAAAUCGUUCAAAUGUUCGGUGGUAACGCCGAAGGUUUGGAGAGAGAAUUGGAAAGAAUGUCUAGAAGAAAGUUCAAGUUUGUUGUUUCCAUGCAAAGAUUGGCCAAGUUCAAGAAGGAAGAAUUGGAAAAUGCAGAAUUUUUGUUGCGUGCUUAUCCAGAUCUUCAAAUUGCUUACUUGGAUGAAGAACCACCUUUGGAAGAAGGUGGUGAACCAAGAAUUUAUUCCGCUUUAAUUGAUGGUCACUGUGAAAUUAUGCCAAAUGAAAGAAGAAGACCCAAGUUCAGAGUUCAAAUUUCUGGUAACCCAAUUUUGGGUGAUGGUAAAUCUGAUAAUCAAAAUCAUGCUAUCAUUUUCACAAGAGGUGAAUACUUACAAUUGAUUGAUGCUAACCAAGAUAAUUACUUGGAAGAAUGUUUGAAAAUUAGAUCUGUUUUGGCUGAAUUUGAAGAAUUGAAUGUUGAACAAGUUAACCCAUACGCGACUACUUUGGUUAAGGAAGCAGGUAACGUUAAACAUCCUGUCGCCAUUGUCGGUGCCAGAGAAUACAUUUUCUCUGAAAACGCUGGUGUUUUGGGUGAUAUUGCUGCUGGUAAAGAGCAAACUUUCGGUACUUUGUUUUCGAGAACCCUGGCGCAGAUCGGUGGUAAAUUGCAUUAUGGUCACCCAGAUUUCUUGAAUGCUACUUUCAUGUUAACUAGAGGUGGUGUAUCGAAGGCUCAAAAGGGUUUACACUUGAACGAAGAUAUUUACGCCGGUAUGACUGCCCUCUGUAGAGGUGGUAGAAUCAAGCACUGUGAAUAUUAUCAAUGUGGUAAGGGUAGAGAUUUAGGUUUCGGUUCGAUUUUGAAUUUCACAACUAAGAUUGGUGCUGGUAUGGGUGAACAAAUGUUAUCCAGAGAAUACUAUUACUUAGGUACACAGCUACCAUUGGACAGAUUCUUCUCCUUCUACUAUGCUCAUUUGGGUUUCCAUAUCAAUAACUUGUUCAUUUCUUCAUCUUUGCAAAUGUUCAUGUUGACGUUGGUCAAUUUGAACUCCUUGGCCCAUGAAUCUAUCAUGUGUAUUUAUGACAAGAACAAGCCAAUCACAGAUGUCCUGUAUCCAAUAGGUUGUUACAAUUUGGCUCCUGCUGUUGAUUGGAUUAGACGUUAUACCUUAUCCAUUUUCAUUGUCUUCUUCAUUUCCUUCGUCCCAUUACUUGUUCAAGAAUUGAUUGAAAGAGGUAUCUGGAAGAUGGCAUACAGAUUCGCUAAGCACCUUACAUCUUUGUCUCCAUUUUUUGAAGUUUUCGUUGCCCAAAUUUACUCUACUUCCUUGGUCAAUGACGUUUCCAUUGGUGGUGCUAGAUAUAUUGCAACUGGUAGAGGUUUUGCAACUUCGAGAAUUCCGUUCUCUGUUUUGUAUUCAAGAUUUGCUGAGGGUACCAUCUAUGUUGGUGCAAGAUGUGUUAUCAUGUUGCUAUUUGGUACUAUUGCACACUGGCAACCAGCUUUAUUAUGGUUCUGGACCAUUAUUGUUGCAUUGAUGUUUUCACCAUUUAUUUUCAACCCUCAUCAAUUUGCUUGGGAAGAUUACUUUAUUGAUUACAGAGAUUACAUUAGAUGGUUGUCUAGAGGUAAUACGAAAUGGCAUAGAAACUCUUGGAUUGGUUACGUUAGAUUGGCAAGAUCAAGAGUUACCGGUUUCAAGAGGAAGACUAUUGGUGAUGAUUCCGAAAAAGCUGCUGGUGAUGCACCAAGAGCUCAUAGAACCACCAUCAUCAUAUCAGACACAAUUCCAUGUGCCAUCUAUACUGCCGGUUUAUUUGUUGCAUACACUUACAUCAAUGCUCAAACUGGUGUUCGUGAUGCAAAGAUGGUCAAUGCUACUUUGAGAUUGAUUAUUUGUGCAUUGGCACCAAUUGUUAUUGAUAUCGGUAUCUUAUUCGGUUGUCUCGGCUUUUCAUGUUGUUCUGGUCCUCUAUUUGGUAUGUGCUGUAAGAAGACUGGUGCUGUCAUGGCAGGUUUUGCCCACGGUAUUGCUGUUGUCAUCCAUCUAGCAUUUUAUGUUGUGAUGUGGGUCAUGGAAGGUUUCCAUUUCGCUAGAAUGUUGGUCGGUUUAAUCACCAUGAUUUACUGUCAAAGAUUGAUUUUCAAAUGUAUGACCUUGUUCAUGCUAACAAGAGAAUUCAAGAACGAUCAUUCUAAUGUCGCUUUCUGGACUGGUAAAUGGUACGGUUCAGGUUUAGGUCUUGCAGCAUGGACUCAACCAUCAAGAGAGUUCUGUGCCAAGGUUAUCGAAUUGUCUCAUUUUUCAGGUGAUUUCGUUUUAGGUCACGUUGUUCUCUUCUGUCAAUUACCAUUUGUUUGUAUUCCAUAUGUUGAUAGAUGGCACUCAAUGAUGUUGUUCUGGUUGAAGCCAAACAGACAAAUGAGACCACCAAUUUACUCUUUGAAACAGGCAAGAUUAAGAAAGAGAAUGAUCAAGAAGUACUCUGUUUUGUACUAUUCUGUUCUCAUUGCUUUCAUUGCACUAAUUGCGGCACCUGCAGCUAUUGGUUCAUUGAAGACUGUUGAUAUUCAUCCAACAGAAGAAUUCCCACAAUUUGCAACAGGUUUAUUCCAACCAAGACAUCAAGACAAUAAUGAUACUGGUUAUGGUUCUGGAUCUUACCGUCCAAAAUGGACUACGACAAGUUCAUUGGUCACAUUCUCAACCAAAAAGUGA
Molecule: messenger RNA, 5706 nt
Organism: Pichia membranifaciens NRRL Y-2026
Lineage: Eukaryota; Fungi; Ascomycota; Pichiomycetes; Pichiales; Pichiaceae
Exons: 1
Coding region: 1-5706 (1901 amino acids)
Biological process (GO): fungal-type cell wall polysaccharide biosynthetic process; (1->3)-beta-D-glucan biosynthetic process
Cellular component (GO): plasma membrane; 1,3-beta-D-glucan synthase complex
Molecular function (GO): 1,3-beta-D-glucan synthase activity
Source: RefSeq, a predicted model, not a curated record